UGCACGGUGUGUCGGCAAAUGUCCAAGGAACACUGUCAAAUCGUUUGCGUGCAUCUCCGGCUUUCUGGAAGCAGUGCCCUCUCAUCUGUCAACCGGCAAACAUGCUGAGCAAUCAUGCACUUGCUUGUAGAGCGAGUCUAUCUGAAGAUCUGUCCGCAUAGGGCGAGCAUUGAAGUGUCUUGUCGUCGUGAUGCAUGGCGCCAUGUCCCAAUCAACCCGCUAUAGAGUAUAAAAUCUAAACCGACAGGUGGUAGCGAAUCUCAACUUAUCAGCCUCAUACUCGACUACCCUACCCCCUAGAUCGCGCCAAACAUUCCCUAUGGUGGCCAGCAAAAACGUUGUUAUCGUUGGCGCAGGCUUCGCCGGAACAGCCAUAGCGCAGGCUCUAUCCAAAAAACUCGAUAACAACCAAUAUCACCUCAUACUCCUCAACGCUCGCUCAUACGCGGUCGACACUGUCGCCACCGCGAGGUUGACUGUCGACACCACCGAAAAGCUUGAGGACCGUGCCUUUGUCAAGCUUGACCGGAUAUUUCAGAAACAACCCGGAGAAAUCAAGGUUGGCAUUGUCACUUCCAUAGAGAAAACGGAGACAGGAGCCGGUGGUGUUCUUGUCCUUCGGAGUGGGGAACGUGUCCCUUAUGAGGUACUGGUGUUGGCUUCUGGCUCGCUAUGGGAUGGUCCGCUAGGCAUUCCUGAAGAUGAAGAAGAUGUGCCUAACCACCUGGCGAGUUGGCGCGCAAAGUAUUCCACGGCAAAGCACGUCGUGCUCGUUGGAGGAGGCGCUGUUGGCAUAGAAAUCGCCGGGGAGCUGAAGGACACAUACCCGGACAAGAAAGUCACUAUAAUUCAGAGGGGGGAGAAGCUUUUCCGUGACAUCUAUUCUGAUAAAUUCCGAAACGGAAUGGAGAGUCGUCUCACUGCGCGGGGUGUCAACGUUAUCCUAAACGAUUCGAUCGAUGAACUUCCUGCCGAAGGCGCCGCUGGGAUUACCACACGGGGAGGCAGACAGCUUCCAGAUGCCGACCUUGUUUUGUUUGCUCGCGGUCCUAGGCCGAACACGGAUUUCAUCGCAUCUCUUGGUGGAGACAUCUUGAAUAACCAAGGAUACGUCAAAGUCAAACCUACCCUCCAGUUGUCUGGCCACGAUAAUGUUUUUGCCGCUGGCGAUAUCAUUGAAUGGAAGGAGCAGAAGCAAGCGGCGAAAACCGGCUCGCAUGCGGCUAUCGUGGCUGCCAAUGUGCUGAGCCUUUUGGGUGGUUCUACGUCUGCCUUGAAAUCGUACAAAGGCAGCCCAGAGCUGAUACUCGUAACGAAUGGACGGAACGGAGGGAUGGCCUACUUCUCAUUUUUCGGUGGCAUCACUCUCGGAGAUUGGUUUGCUAGGCUGCUGAAGUCGAAGACUCUGAUGAUACCCAUGUUCCGUAAAGGCUACGGCUAUAACUGAUAUUAGAGUGUUGCUACAUGAGAGGUAAUUUGUUGCGUCGGGUUUGUGGACAUGAUGUACUCGUAUAGGUUAACGUUAUUGCAAUGCUCGAAUAUACUCAAAUAUACUAUACUGCC
This is a messenger RNA of Coniophora puteana RWD-64-598 SS2, 1563 nucleotides long. Its product is annotated as FAD/NAD(P)-binding domain-containing protein. The coding region runs from base 320 to 1447 and encodes 375 amino acids. Gene Ontology annotation, cellular component: cytoplasm. The record is from RefSeq and is a predicted model, not a curated record. Gene Ontology annotation, molecular function: electron-transferring-flavoprotein dehydrogenase activity; flavin adenine dinucleotide binding. The transcript is spliced from 5 exons. Lineage: Eukaryota; Fungi; Basidiomycota; Agaricomycetes; Boletales; Coniophoraceae.